This is a messenger RNA of Durotheca rogersii, 1645 nucleotides long. Its product is annotated as tartrate dehydrogenase. The transcript is spliced from 2 exons. Gene Ontology annotation, molecular function: oxidoreductase activity, acting on the CH-OH group of donors, NAD or NADP as acceptor; magnesium ion binding; NAD binding. The record is from RefSeq and is a predicted model, not a curated record. Bases 316 to 1410 code for a protein of 364 amino acids. Lineage: Eukaryota; Fungi; Ascomycota; Sordariomycetes; Xylariales; Xylariaceae.
GUCUCGUUAAGGGGUGGGGUGUUCCGGCCUCGGCGAUGGCAUUACAAGACUCGUCUAAUAGGUAUCCGAUGUAAUGCUAUGAUUCCCCGCGUACGAAACUCCCUUCCAGACGGCAAUAUAUCAUAUACCGAUAGCCCCUAGAGUGUGAAUGCUGCUCGUACCUGGCCCAGAGGGUGACAAUUCGAUUCGCGGUCAGAUUCUAUAGUCUUGGAUCUUUGCUGUUCUGGUUUCUCGUCAGGGCAGACUUCUUCUCCGUCUUAGCUGUUCACCGGUGGCGCCAGUCCGACCAUCCCGCCGCAGCCUACACUGUUAAAAAUGGCCACCACGACACUGAAGAUCGCUGUUAUACCCGGCGACGGUAUUGGCACGGAAGUGAUGCCGUACGGUGUUCGGUGUCUCAAAGCCGCUGCCAAAGUAUUUAAUAUCACGUUAACCUUCGAGACGUUCAAUUUUGCUAGUUGUCCCUUUUACGAGGAGCAUGGAGACAUGCUUCCGCCAGACUGGAAGGAAACACUUGUCGGUUUCGACGCCAUAUAUUUUGGGGCGGUUGGCAUGCCGGAUCUCGUCCCCGACGACGUGUCUCUGUGGGGAAGCCUGUUGAAGUUUAGGCGUGAAUUUGAUCAGUAUAUCAAUCUGCGUCCAUGCCGGCUCCUAGCUGGAGUCAACUGCCCGCUGAGUGGCCGGAAGCCUGGAGAUAUCGACUUCUGGAUUGUCCGUGAGAAUACCGAGGGUGAAUACAGUAGUAUUGGGGGGAAGAUAUUUGAGGGUACCGAUCGCGAAACGGUUAUCCAGGAGACUGUCAUGACCAGGACCGGUGUCGAUAGGGUCCUCCGCUACGCCUUCGAUCUAGCGCAGAGCCGACCGCGAAAACGGCUCACUAGCGCGACGAAGAGCAACGGAAUCAGCAUCACGAUGCCUUAUUGGGACUCCCGGGUCCGUGAAAUGGCGCGUGGGUAUCCAGAUGUACAUGUAGAGAAGUUCCAUAUCGACAUACUUACCGCCCAUUUCGUCCAGAAACCGGACAUAUUCGACGUAGUCGUCGGCAGUAACUUGUUCGGGGAUAUCUUAUCCGACCUUGGCCCCGCCUGCACUGGCACUAUCGGAAUUGCUCCUUCGGCCAACAUCAAUCCAGAUCGUCGGUUCCCAAGCCUCUUCGAGCCAGUCCACGGCAGCGCACCCGACAUUGCUGGCAAGGGCAUCGCGAACCCGGUUGGCAUGAUCUGGGCUGGCCAGAUGUUGCUUCAACAUUUCGGAUAUGACGCCGCAGCCACGGCGAUGCUCGAGGCAAUCGAACGCGUCCUGGCACGAAAGGACCCUUUUAUUAUCACAGCUGACAUGGGCGGUAAAGGGACAACUAAGAGUCUAGGGGAGGCUAUCGAGGCUGAGAUCCUCUCGGGUAAAAGGGGGUAACCCCCUCAGCUAUGCAUGUCGGCCGUCGUUCGACCGGGAGAGCGACGGGCCUCUGAUCACGGUGGUUCAGCGGAGCUUUGGCCGGUUCGCCUAUUGAUCCGUUUCAACUCCCUCUCUUUCCGUCUACCUCUAUACAUCUAGUCGGUUCACUGGUGUCUCUCCAUCAUAGCCCAUGCCAACAUACUACCUGACUCCCCGGCUAACAAACUCGAGAUUCUACAUUCGAUGCACAUAC